Messenger RNA from Seriola dumerili (greater amberjack), 1384 nucleotides. It is a transcript of the gene ttll9, whose product is annotated as tubulin tyrosine ligase like 9. NCBI's taxonomy places the organism in Eukaryota, Metazoa, Chordata, Actinopteri, Carangiformes, Carangidae. Gene Ontology annotation, cellular component: cilium. Gene Ontology annotation, biological process: microtubule cytoskeleton organization; protein polyglutamylation. The record is from RefSeq and is a predicted model, not a curated record. The transcript is spliced from 14 exons. The coding region runs from base 45 to 1364 and encodes 439 amino acids. Gene Ontology annotation, molecular function: tubulin-glutamic acid ligase activity; tubulin binding.
AUUUACUUAUCUUUUAUCUUAAUACAACUGCAGUAACCACCAUAAUGUCAAAGUAUAAGACAUCUGGAUACAAAGGUUCAUAUGACUGUGGCAAAAACGAGGAGCGGGAGGGAAGAAGUUGUGUGCGUUACAAAUGUGGCCUACUCAACACCAUACAGGAUGUCCUGCGCCAAAGACCAGGCUGGGUUGAAGUCAAAGAUGAUGGAGAAUGGGAUUUCAAUUGGUGUGAUGUGGGCUGGCUCAGGGAGAAUUUUGAUCAUUCUUACAUGGAGGAACAUGUAAGGAUAAACCACUUUCGCAACCAUUAUGAGCUGACUCGCAAAAACCUCAUGGUGAAAAACCUCAAAAGAUACAGGAAAAAUCUUGAGAGGGACAUUGGCCUCAUGGAGGCUUCCAAAUGUGAUUUUUUCCCCUGCACCUUUGCACUGCCCAGUGAGUAUCAUCUGUUCGUAGAGGAGUUCAAAAGGAGCCCUGGCAGCACCUGGAUCAUGAAGCCGGUUGCAAAAUCUCAAGGGAAAGGCAUUUUCUUGUUCAGGAAACUGAAAGACAUCAUGGAUUGGAAGAAGGAUGGCACCCGCUCAGAGGAACAGAAGGAUGCAGCUCAAGUGGAAAGCUAUGUGGCACAACGCUACAUCGAGAACCCCUACCUAAUUAAUGGCAGGAAAUUUGAUCUGAGGGUCUAUGUGCUGGUCACAUCAUAUGUUCCCUUGAAGGCCUGGCUGUAUCGAGAUGGCUUUGGCCGCUUCUCAAGCACCCGCUUCUCUCUUAGCAGUAUUGAUGACAAGUAUAUGCAUCUCACCAAUGUGGCUGUUCAAAAGACAGCACCUGACUAUGAUCCUGAAAAGGGGUGUAAGUGGCAGAUGCAGCAGCUUCGAAGAUACCUGACUGCCAAACAUGGUAGAGAGAUGGUAGAAACCCUGUUUAAAGAGAUGGAUAACAUCUUUGUUCGCAGUCUACAGAGUGUACAAAAGGUCAUUAUAAAUGAUAAACACUGCUUUGAGCUCUACGGGUAUGACAUUCUACUGGAUCAGAACCUCAAACCGUGGUUAAUUGAGGUGAAUGCCUCUCCGUCACACACGCCCAGUAGUCAAGAGGAUUACGAGAUGAAGUGCAGACUGCUGGAAGACACUUUGAAUGUUGUUGAUAUGGAGGGAAGGCUGACGGGCAAGGAGAAAAGAGUGGGUGGCUAUGAUCUGAUGUGGAACGAUGGGCCAGUCUAUAGAGAGGAUGUCAACCUAGAAACAUUUGCCAGUUCAUGUUUCACUGCCAACACACAUUUAGGGUGUGUGAAUGACAGAGAGAAGCAGCUUCGCCGACUACUUAAACCAUUUCCAGGCCAGAAGAAGAUGGAAUCACGCUCCUGAUUACUACAUCCUGUACCCUA